AUGGCUAGCAUUCAAAAGCUAGAGCUCGAGGUAGCUGAAGUCAAGUGCUCAGCCAACAAUUUUUAUGGGUUAUUUAAGAACAACAUUAACAAACUAGUUGAGCACUUUCCUGAAAACUAUCAAAGUGUUGAAGUAAUCGAAGGAGACGGAGCCAGUGUUGGCAGUGCCAGGCUCUGGAAGUAUGAACUCGAGAGGACGACAGCUGUUAAUGACGAAAGCAAGUCGAUCGCCUGGAACUUUUAUGGGGGAGCAAUGAUGGAUCAUUAUAAUAGCUUUGGAUUCACACUGGUAUCUGUUACUCCAAAGGGUGAGGGAUGCUGCUCGGUGAAAUGGUCUGUGGAAUUUGAGAAGGCCAAUGAAAAUGUUCCCACUCCGAAUGCUUAUGGGAUACAUGUAGGGCUGUCUACAGGACUUAUUGUAACAGAUAGUGGCUCAGCUGUUUUCGUUACGGUAAUAGCUCAUCGGAUGUCUGAUAGCUUUCGAUUGAAAUUCGAAAAUCAAUUCUGA
Messenger RNA from Papaver somniferum (opium poppy), 507 nucleotides. Its product is annotated as major latex protein 146-like. Gene Ontology annotation, biological process: defense response. Lineage: Eukaryota; Viridiplantae; Streptophyta; Magnoliopsida; Ranunculales; Papaveraceae. Bases 1 to 507 code for a protein of 168 amino acids. The transcript is spliced from 3 exons. The record is from RefSeq and is a predicted model, not a curated record.